GUCUUACCCCAAUGGUCCAUCGAGGUGAUGCCCUUGGGGAGAGGAAUCGAUCCCUGGUCCUGGGAGCUCAUCUUCACGAUCGGCGAUGCAGAUGGCUCGAGAGUCAAGGGUGUGUCUGCUUCGGGCGCUUCCGGCGCCAAGGGACUUCAAGGCACUGCGACUCACCAGAAGAGGAGCGUCACCUUUGAUCACUGCAGCUCUGAUCACCCCUCGGCGAUUAGCCAGGAUGACGGGCCUUUCCUUUUCGGGAAGCUCCGCGCGGGCGACGCCUCGGAGCAGAUCGGUGCGGCCAUGGGCCUGGCGGAGGUCUUCGUGCGUAUGGAGAAGGCGAAGCUCACGCAGCUCAUGCCAGAGGUCCAGAAGGGUGCCAACGAGGAGAGCGUCACAGUGCGCCGUGGCUUUCUGGAGCUGAUGGAUACCAUGCCUCAGGCCAUGAAGAUGGAUUUCGUUCCCUACAUCGAACGCCUCUUCCCUGCGAUGCUCAUGGGCAUCAAUGGUGAGAAGGACCUGAGCGAUGAUCCAGCAAUGAAGGCGGCCCAGGCGUUGGUGGGCCGCUUUGGAGAUUUGUGCCCAGAUCUGCUCAUGGCGGCUUUUGAGGGCUCCUAUGCGAAAGCUUUGGGGUCCUCAGGUGACUGGAAGAAGAUGCAGAUCGUCCGCGAGAAAUCGAUGCAGCUCUUGUUGAAGACUGCUGAGAAGAUCCUGGAGCACAAGAAGUUUGGGCAGGACUUGCUGACCUGCGACGAAUGCUCCAACAAGGCCACCCGCUUGCGUGUGCUGAUCCUCUCUUUCGUGGCUCGCAGCGACCCCGACGCUGCUGUGAAGCGUGUGGCCAGCAACGUCUGGAAGACCUCCGGCGGAUCCCCGAAGAUGCAGAAGACGAUCAUCAAGGAGUUGUCUGAGAGCAUCCUGAAGUGGCGCGCAGGCUCCAUGGGCGCGGGUCUUCAAAAGGUGGCCAAGGAUGCCCUGGCGGAGCUGGUGAAGGCAGGUGAACCAUUUGAUGGAAACGCCACCGACCUCGAGCAGGCGGGCGAUUUGGAGGAGCCCAGUGAAGAUGCAGAGGCAGGCCGAUUGAAACGCGGUGAACCUCCAGACCGUUUCUUGAAGGCCGAGGCGGCCGAGGCCGUGACCGGCGACUUCGCCUUCGAGGUGGCCCAGUCGAACAGUGCAGAGGCCGCACGCAUUGCCGCAGGUGACGUGCGAAGUCUUGACAUUCCCAAGUCUGGAUCGGCCAUGCCCGUGGAUCCCGGGCGGUUUACCGCGAAAGACCACCACCAGCACAGCCGGGAGCAACAGGUGAAUGCACAAUGGCAAGGCCCGCGGCUUUGCGAGGAAUACGUGAUCAUCUGGCAAGAUCUCUGCCCAUCUUCCCCGGUCUCUUUCUCCGAGUGGGCGCUCCGAGCAGCAGAUACAGUGCCGCAGACCGUGAUAUGGGAGUUGGAGGCAGCGCUGGAUGUCAAGGUCACGAAAAUAGUAGUUGGUGGGAAACGGCAACACGAGAAGAAUAGUCAGCAUAGAGAUAGGAAAGCCGUGUUUGACGAGACGCCGAGAUUGAAGCUGCCCACCAUUGCAUCCUUCAGUCAGCAGCAAGGCCGUGUGAAGCUGGUCUUAGCCUUAAAAGCCUUUGCAGCCUGGAGACCACGUGUGGGCUACAACACGGUGAUUGCGGGCUUCGCAGGGCAACUGAUGGCUGUCUUGGGCAGUGAGAAGCUGACUUUUAUGCUCUUGGCCUUGCUCUAUGAAAGGUACCACCUCAAGGACUACUUCGAAAAUGACGUGGCUCGACAGACGGAGAAAAUCAUGCUGGAUGCUCAGAAGGUUUGGGAAGCCACCCAGUACCGAUGGCCAGACAUGUUCCAGACCUUCCAACGCUUUCCGCGCGGACAAGAGAUCUUCUUGGAGAUUGUAAGGCAUUUGCUCUCAACCCUUCUGAUCGACUCCUACUGUCCGGAAAUACAAGCAUUUGAAUGGCAUGUGCGUCUCCUGCAUCGCCUAGUGGUUCCGCUGGGCACGUAUGAUGCGAACGAUCCGCGUUUCCAAUUCAGACAUCUGAUCAUGACCAUCAUGGCCCGCCAUCAGCAUCUCUUCAUGAAAUGCAAAACGCAACAUGAGCUGUUGCAAAAAGUCAAUAUGCUCCGGAAAAGUGUGCGGAUGGAUCCUUUGUUGGCAAAGCUCUUGUCCCAGAAUCCGGACCGUGAAGAAGUCAACCUCUUUCCCAGUCUAGUGUCUGGUUCAGCCGCAGGCAUUCUCUCUCACCACUUGCUGAACUUCCUGCCCUCCUUCUUUGAGCCUGCACAGCUGGCUCUUUCCUUCUCAACUGCGGCAGCUGGUGCCAUUGCCAGUCUGCGUUGGCAAGUGAGAUGGAACAACGAACACGUGGCAGAUGCAAACCGUACAUUGCUCUCAGGGGAGAGCCGGCGCCUUAUCUCAGGAUGUGUGGAAUGUGCCUUGCUGGGUGCCUCGAAACAGCCAGGUCAGGGCUCCGAUAGCCCAGCUGAUGAGGCCGACAUCAAGGAGGACUGCCAAAUGGUGAAGAAGGUUGAGAACUUCUGGAACAAGCAAGCGCUGUUUGGAAGUCUCCCAGGCGACUUGAAGAGCCAUGCCUUGUCGGUCUCGGAGAGCGUGAUUCGUGAGGGUCACAAGAAGAAACUCCCAGGGCCCAAGGUCGUUGAGGAGCUGCAGCUGGCCUUGCAGAUGAUUUGCCAAUGCUGCAAGGAGCAGGUGGAGGAGUUUUGCAAGUCUUUGCCUGAUAAUGUGGAGGCCAUCGGGUACUCAGCGCUGUGCCGUGAAGUCUUGGGUGAGGAUUUCGAAGGUCAACACCAUGAGGGCUACGAUGCGGGCACCCUGCUGAGAGUGGAGAACAUGUUGCUGAUGUAUGGUGCCGGCAAGCUCUUGCUGAAGGACACCAUGCUGGAGAUGAAGGCGAACCGCCGCUAUGGGGUGGUGGGCCACAACGGUGCCGGUAAGACCACCCUGAUGAAGGAGAUCGUGGCAGGGCGCAUCGUGGGCAUGCCCACGCACCUUCGCUGCGUGCACGUGGACGAUUCCAAGCUAGGUGAGAUGAGCAAGAGCAGCUUGAACGCCCUGGAAUAUGUGCAAAAGAAGGCCAUGGAGAUUGGCGUCACGGAUGCCUCGGCCGAGAACUUGCGGACUGUGGGCUUUCCCGAGAAGAUGUUCGAGGUGCCGGUGGCCGAGCUGUCCACUGGCUGGCGCAUGCGCUUGACCUUGGCCGUGUCUAUGCUGAAACAUGCAGACAUUGUCCUUUUGGAUGAGCCUACGAACCACUUGGACCAGGAGUCUGUGGAUUGGUUGGGUGACUACUUGUUGCAGUUGACCAGGUCCUCUGUCAUGGUCAUCUCCCACGAGCCGAAGUUCUUGAACAAGAUUUGCACUGACAUCAUCUCUUACAAGGACAGGCAGCUGGUCUACACCGAAGGAAACUUCGACGCUUUCGUGAUGGCCAAGGGUAUCAAGGCGGAUGACAUCGAGGCACUCUUGUCCGGAAACUUGAAGCUUGAUGAGGACCAGGGGAAAGGGUACACUGCAUUUGUGAAGGUUCCUCAGGAGGAGGGCGAGGAAGGUGCGGAGGAAGCCGCCAAGGCGGCGGUUCAAGCGCCCAUCACUGGGCCUCCCAAGAUCAGCUUCCCAAUUCCCGGCUCCGUCGAGGGCGUGAAGUCCAGCUCAAAGGCGGUCAUCGAGUUCAAGAACCUCUCCUUCCGCUAUGGCAAGGACAAGGACUACCUCAUCACCGAUGUCGCUGGAAAGCUUUCCUUGGGCUCUCGUGUGGCGAUUUGCGGACGAAACGGCUGUGGAAAGUCCACGUUGAUGACCCUCAUCUGUUCAGAGAUGAACCCCUCUGAGAACAAGGACGGAAAGCUGGGCGAGGUGACCCGGCAUUGCAACCUGCGUGUGGCAUACAUGAAGCAGGACCACUUGAAGACGCUCGGCCCUUACUUCGUGCCUCAGCUGCAAAAUGGGCUUCGACCAACCUCGCGAGGCAAAAACACACGUCGUCGACCUUCGCUUCGACCGAUGCGAUGGAUCCGCCGUCGACGAUGCGAUGGAUGCGAUGGAUGCGUGCAGUGCUUCCGGUGCUUGGCAUCAGAUCAUCAGAUCAUCAUAGAGAAGUUGAUUUGCCCCAUCGAACAAAAAGGUCCUUGCCAUCGUGCAAGCACCAUCGGUGUUUUGUCCAAGCAAGUAGCGAAACUCACAAACCGCUCAGAGUGUUUAUUUGGGUGA
This is a messenger RNA of Durusdinium trenchii, 4236 nucleotides long. The record is from the annotation of a GenBank genome assembly. NCBI's taxonomy places the organism in Eukaryota, Dinophyceae, Suessiales, Symbiodiniaceae.